GGGGCGUUGCCAUGGUGAGCACAACCUAUUCGCUUUUUCUUCCCCCCGCUCCGCAGGUUGUGGCCUUAGGAGGCUCGUGCUGGUGGAUGACAGCUGUAAACAAGCUCCGGUGAAGCUCGCGCGCAAGAGAAAAGGAAGAGCAGCUCAAAAUGGCGAAGGGUAGGGCCGCGGCCCAUUGUGGUCUGUUUCUGAUGAGCUUGUGGCUGUGUAUCCAGUCGGUGCCGAUCGGUUUGGACAAGACCAAAGAAGAGCCUAAAGUAGAGGAGCUGGGGUCACCACAGAGUGCCGAGACCGGGCUGCACUACGACCGCUACCUCAGGGAAGUCAUCGAGUACCUCGAGAAAGACUCCCACUUCAAAGAAAAGCUCAAAAACACCAGCAUGGAUGACAUCAAGAAGGGCAGACUUUCCAAAGAGCUGGACUUUGUCCACCACAAUCUACGGACCAAGCUGGACGAGCUGAAGAGGGAAGAGAUGGGCCGGCUGCGGAUGCUCAUCAAAGCCAAACACGACAUCCAGGAGGGGAACGGCCGGAGAGUGGACCACCAGGCCCUGCUGAGGCAGUUCGAGCACCUCAGCCACCUGAAUCCCAGCACCUUCGAGGUGGAGGACCUGAACAGCCUCAUCCAAUCGGCGACCAAAGACCUGGAGAACUUCGACAAGGACCGCCACGAGGAGUUCAAGAACUACGAGAUGAUGAAGGCGCACGAGAGGAAGGAACGCCUGAACACCAUGAAUGAGGAGCAGCGCUUGACGGAGGAGCAGCACUACGAGGAGAUGAGGAAGAAACACGCCGAACACCCCAAAGUGAACCACCCUGGCAGCGAAGACCAGCUGAAGGAGGUGUGGCAGGAUACGGACGGUAUGGACCCAGACCAGUUUGAUCCCAAGACCUUCUUCAGAAUGCACGACGGCAACGGAGAUGGCUUCCUCGACGAAAACGAGCUAGAAGCUCUCUUCACUAAAGAGCUGGAGAAGGUUUACAACCCAGAAAAUGAAGAAGACGACAUGUUUGAGAUGGAGGAAGAGCGGCUGCGAAUGAGACAGCACGUCAUGAGCGAGGUGGACACCAACACAGACCGGCUGGUGUCGCUGAGCGAGUUCAUGGCUGCCACUCAGAAUCAGGAGUUCUUGGAAAAAGACGAGUGGGAGACUCUAGAUCAUAAACCCGCUUACACCGAGGAGGAGCUGAGAGAGUACGAAAGCCACCUGGUCAACGAGGAGAACGACAUCAACAAGAAGUCGGAGGAGCUGCUGAGACAGAGGGAGGAGCUGGAGAGGAAGCAGGAAGAACUCAACGUUCAGAAGAUCGGGCUGCAGCAGGCGGUAGAAGAAAUGGAGAAGAUAAAAUCUGCGGCCCAAGAGCCGGGGGCCGCUGUAGCCGCGGGUGAACCCGCACCAGUUGCACCAGUACACGGUCAACCGCUGCCCACUGGUCACCAGCAGCAAGACGUGCCGGGAAGACACUCUUAGCCGACCCUCGGCGCUCUGUGUGAAUGCCGGCGUGCGUGUUUUGCCUUGUAAUGAUUCCAAUUUCCCCAUUUUUUUUUCUCUGUUCAAAACGCCCAUUUAUUAGAUAUUAAAAAGGCACAUAUAUAUACGAACAAUCCGGCUCCAGUGCUCCGUGUGGGCUGCAUGAAUGAGAAAUGUGGAGGCGGUCCAGUGUUCUUUUUUUUAUUUUUUAUAAACAAUCAACCCUUUUUGUUUUUGUUUAUUUUGGGCCUUUCAUCACAGCAAGGACUCGGAUCUCCACGGGAAGUGAAACAGGGGGGUGGGGGAGGGGUGAUGGCCUGAAAAGUGAAUGUUUUGUUUAGUGCACACUGUGGUUUAUUGACAUACUGUCUCCUAGAGGACAUUCUUAGAAAGAUAUGCAUUUUCAUCCAAUAAACUGAGCUGAAUAUUUUCUUAAAGAUGAACGUCGGACACCUGGCGUCACGUCGUGCUGCUAGAAAACAUUCUGGAUCCAUAAAAUGUUCUUUCUUUAAUAACUUCUCAUGUGAUCGUGUUGGUUUGAAACAUGCUACCAAUCAAUAUUUGGUUCUCCAAUACAUCUCAACUGUUUUAUAAAAGCUCUUAGGAGUCCACGCUGAAACAGUUACACACAAUUAUCUCUCCAGACGUUUUUAUUUAAUUUAUAAAUAGAGAAUUUCCUCUGACUUAUUAUUUUUUUUUGUGAGUUUUAUACACAAAAUGCAUAUAUCUUUAGGAUCAAAUGAUUGAAUAACAUUACGUUUACAGAUUGAAGUUCCAUAAUUAUAUAUUUAAAAUAGUUUUAUGUAUUAUAAUUGCAUUGGUGACAAUUGUGUGAAUUCCAAAGUUGCUUAUAUGUGUGCAGAGACUUUGUGUUUUGUUUUUGUUUCUCAUAAUAUAAUCUUUUUUUUUUUUUAUUUAUAUUUAUUUUCUACGCCACUGUAAAUGAAACCGCAGCAGGUCGAGACGGGGAAACAUAAAUGCCAACUUAAAACUUGAUUUAUAUAUUAAUAAAAACAAAUCAGCGAUAGAGUAAUGAGGCUGAUAUUAUAUGAUAUGUUCCUUUUCAAAGAGCAGUUCAAUCUGUGUGAGGAAUUCAUGAAACUGUUGAACAAGGCUUGAAUGUGGACAAUAAAAUGAAUGAGCUUGCA
Molecule: messenger RNA, 2620 nt
Organism: Cyclopterus lumpus (lumpfish)
Lineage: Eukaryota; Metazoa; Chordata; Actinopteri; Perciformes; Cyclopteridae
Product: nucleobindin-2-like
Exons: 13
Coding region: 150-1472 (440 amino acids)
Cellular component (GO): extracellular exosome; endoplasmic reticulum-Golgi intermediate compartment
Molecular function (GO): calcium ion binding
Source: RefSeq, a predicted model, not a curated record